CUCAGGUGAGGAUUUAAAAAAAAGAAAAAGAAAAAAGAACAUAAGGAGGGCAGUGGGAGUUGGGAGGGGGGAUCUUCUCACUCUUUGAGAACCCAACUCCCUUCCUCAUACUCAUGUCCUUGUUCCCUUUCCCCCAGUCUGCAGAAUUGUCUGUUCACAAUUGGAAAAUAAGAUCUUUCCUUAACUUAGUGAAGAAAAUAUGACAGUCAGAUGGCUGGAAAGACAAAUACUGUGAUAUGUAAACUAAACAAAACCAGAACUUUUGAAAGCAGUGUUUUUAGUACAUGUCAUUAUUAAGUAAUAUAACCACAAAUAAUGUUUUGGUUUCUAUAGUGCAGUUCCUCUUAUCAGAAAACCAACGUUUAUGCUGUUACCCCUAGUGCUUUUGUUUGCCUUUUGCUCACCCAGGCCUUCCUGUACCUUAUAAAAAGAUCAGGGAGCCUGGUUGAGGAUUCUGCUGCAGGAAGGCACCAGUUAAGGACUCUGGAAAGGACAGUGUCUUCUGUGCCAGUUCAUAAUGGGUUGGCUUCGGCUGUUUUUCCUCCAUCCCGUCUCCCUUUACCAAGGGACUGCUUUUCCCUUUGCACUUCUGUUUAAUUGUCUCUGCAGCACGGAUUCAUUUCCCACUCGUGCCAGGCACCUCUUUCUCCUGGCUGGAGGAGGGGCCCUGGCCUUGGCUGCUAUGGGUUCCUUUGCUGUGCUUGUCUUCAUCCCUGCUCUGGGCACCGUGGUUCUGAUCUACUCACUCGGCCCACAGGAGGUCCACAGGUGGGCUUUCCUCUUUCAGAUGAGCUGGCAGACGCUGUGUCACCUGGGUUUGCACUAUACUGAGUAUUACCUGCAGGAACCUCCUUCCACGAGGUUCUGCAUCACUCUUUCUUCCCUCAUGCUCUUGACCCAGAGGGUCACAUCCCUCUCCCUGGACAUUUGUGAGGGGAAGGUGGAGGCAGCAUCACGAGACAUCAGGAGCAGGAGCUCUUUGUCUGAGCAUCUGUGUAGGGCACUGCCCUAUUUCAGCUACUUGCUCUUUUUUCCUGGCCUCCUAGGAGGCCCUCUGUGUUCUUUCCAGAGAUUUCAGGCUUGUGUUCAAGGGUUCAGCUCUGUGGGUCCCAGGUACUCUUUCUGGGCUUUCACCUGGAAGGGUCUGCAGAUUCUGGGACUGGAGUGCCUAAUGGUGGUCAUGAGGUGGGUGGUGAGUGCAGGAGCCGGUCUGGCCGACUGCCGUCAACUCCAGUGCAUCUAUGUCAUGUGGUCCACCGCUGGGCUCUUCAAACUCACCUACUACUCCCACUGGCUCCUGGAUGACUCCCUCCUCUGUGCUGCGGGCUUUGGAUCUGAGUUUGGCGAGAGCCCUGGCGAGGAGGGAUACCUCCCUGAUGCGGACAUUUGGAUGCUAGAAACAACCCACAGGAUAUCCCUGUUCACGAGAAAAUGGAACCAAAGCACAGCUCGGUGGCUCAGACGCCUCAUAUUCCAACAGGGCAGGGCCUGGCCGUUGUUGCAGACAUUCGCCUUCUCCGCCUGGUGGCACGGACUCCACCCAGGACAGGUGUUUGGUUUCCUUUGCUGGGCUGUGAUGGUGAAAGCUGACUACCUGAUUCACACCUUUGCCAAUUUGUUUAUCAGAUCCUGGCCGAUGAGGCUACUCUACAGAACCCUCACCUGGGCCCACACCCAGCUCAUCAUUGCCUAUAUAAUGCUGGCCGUGGAGGGCAGGAGCCUCUCCUCUCUCUGGCUGCUGUGUAAUUCUUACAACAGUGUCUUUCCCAUGGUGUACUGUAUUUUGCUUUUUCUAUUAGCAAAGAGAAAGCAUAAAGUUAACUGACAUCUUUCCCCAGCCUUCAUUUUAUACAUCCAUGAAACAGAAUUUAGAAAGUGCCAGACGGUUGUUGAUGAUGCAAAUAUUUGAAU
Myotis myotis is the source of this 1911-nucleotide messenger RNA. It is a transcript of the gene MBOAT4, whose product is annotated as membrane bound O-acyltransferase domain containing 4. NCBI's taxonomy places the organism in Eukaryota, Metazoa, Chordata, Mammalia, Chiroptera, Vespertilionidae. The coding region runs from base 518 to 1825 and encodes 435 amino acids. Gene Ontology annotation, cellular component: endoplasmic reticulum membrane. Gene Ontology annotation, molecular function: serine O-acyltransferase activity. Gene Ontology annotation, biological process: peptidyl-serine octanoylation; lipid modification. The record is from RefSeq and is a predicted model, not a curated record. The transcript is spliced from 3 exons.